Molecule: messenger RNA, 5826 nt
Organism: Melospiza georgiana
Lineage: Eukaryota; Metazoa; Chordata; Aves; Passeriformes; Passerellidae
Gene: CHRM5
Product: cholinergic receptor muscarinic 5
Exons: 2
Coding region: 516-2102 (528 amino acids)
Biological process (GO): adenylate cyclase-inhibiting G protein-coupled acetylcholine receptor signaling pathway; chemical synaptic transmission; G protein-coupled receptor signaling pathway, coupled to cyclic nucleotide second messenger
Cellular component (GO): plasma membrane; synapse; dendrite
Molecular function (GO): G protein-coupled serotonin receptor activity; G protein-coupled acetylcholine receptor activity
Source: RefSeq, a predicted model, not a curated record
ACUUUUCAGUGUUGGAAUAGCACCAGAAAACAGAUGGAAUUUACUGCAUAGCAAAUACUUAAAUUAUUUUUUAGAUGGGUGCUGAAUACUUGAGUUGACUGGGGUCAGUGCAUUUGCCUUUUUUUUCAUAUGUUUUUUGGUUGGGAGGGAAAGAUGCAAAGUUCACAGGUCCUUUCUGUUACCUGAGCAGGGCAGAAUUAACAAAAAUCCUGAAUGCAGAGGAACUCAGAUACUGAAGAUACCUGGAAAUAAACUGGAAACAACCAAUACCACAAGAGCAAAGCAGCAGUGAACAAGAAGAUGCUGUGAAAAAGAAAUCACAAGACGAGAGUGCACAAUGCAUUUCAAAUAGAAAAAAGCUUCCUAUCUGCUGAGUGAGUCUCAGUAUAUUCUGACAGAGCACAGACAAAGCUUCAAUCAAGUAUCUCCUAGCUAUCUCCAAAAGGAUGCUUCUGACUACAGAAAGCAGUAUGCAACAGUGCUAAGGUCCCGAUGACAACACACCAAGGACAAGAAUGGAAGUCAAUUUAUUCAGCAAUUCUACUGUUGUAAACAGUUCAUCCAUCAACCAUAAGCAGUUAGAAGGGCAUAGCCUCUGGGAAGUCAUUACUAUUGCCACUGUAACUGCAAUUGUAAGCUUAAUAACCAUAGUGGGAAAUAUUCUUGUAAUGAUAUCCUUUAAGGUCAACAGUCAGCUCAAAACUGUCAACAAUUAUUACUUGCUCAGCCUUGCCUGUGCAGAUCUCAUCAUUGGGAUAUUUUCUAUGAACCUUUACACAUCCUAUAUACUCAUAGGCCAUUGGACUCUUGGAAGCCUCGCCUGUGACCUGUGGCUAGCACUGGACUAUGUAGCUAGCAAUGCCUCAGUAAUGAACCUCCUAGUCAUCAGUUUUGACAGAUAUUUUUCCAUCACAAGGCCUUUAACUUACAGGGCCAAACGCACACCCAAAAGAGCUGGCAUCAUGAUUGGUAUGGCUUGGCUGAUUUCCUUCAUGUUGUGGGCACCUGUAAUCUUGUGCUGGCAGUAUUUUGUGGGUGAACGAACAGUACCACCUGAAGAGUGCCAGAUACAGUUUCUGUAUGAGCCCAUUAUUACCUUUGGUACUGCAAUUGCUGCUUUUUACAUUCCAGUGUCUGUGAUGACCAUUCUGUACUGCCGCAUUUACAAAGAGACCGAGAAACGCACCAAGGACCUCGCUGAACUGCAGGGCUCAGAGUCUGUGGCAGAGUAUGAGACAAUAAAGCCUCAGAAAACUCUCCUGAAGUCUUGCUUCAGUUGCAAGCAACAAAACUUAGUCAAAAGAGAGGGGUGUCAGGCUUCGUGGUCCUCAUCUAGCCGAAGUACGUCAGCUACGGCGAAGGCCUCCCAGGCAGCGAGUACGUGCAUGGACUGGGCCAAGGCUGACCAGUUAACCACCUGCAGCAGCUACGCCUCCUCCGAAGACGAGGAUAAACUUGCCACUGACCCAGUUUUCCAAGUAACUUACAAAAGUCCAUCUAAAAGUAAGGCAGAAGAGUAUAGUGAGACUACAGAUGUUGUUGUCAAAGACCAACCUGAAGAAAGUGAUUUUGAGAACCAGAAAUACUUUUUGUCGCCUACCAAAGAACACGUACAAAAAAGUAAAAAAUGUGUGGCCUAUAAAUUCCGUUUGGUGGUUAAGGCUGAUGGCACGCAGGAAGCCAACAAUGGUUGCCGAAAAGUAAAAAUAACUCCUUGUUCUGCUGCUCUGUCAAAGGACCCUUCCAUCAAAAGCAUGGAUCCAAAUAUAAAUAACCAAAUCACCAAAAGGAAACGCAUGGUUCUUAUAAAGGAGCGCAAAGCGGCACAGACUUUAAGUGCCAUUCUUUUGGCUUUUAUCAUCACUUGGACUCCCUAUAAUAUCAUGGUUUUGAUCUCCACAUUUUGCUCUGACUGCAUCCCCCUGACACUGUGGCACCUUGGAUACUGGCUAUGCUAUGUGAACAGUACUGUUAACCCCAUGUGUUAUGCCCUCUGUAAUAAAACUUUCAGGAAGACUUUUAAGAUGCUGCUUUUCUGCCAGUGGAAAAAGAAAAAAGUGGAAGAGAAACUAUACUGGCAGGGCAAUACCAGACUGCCAUAGUUGUUCUUGUAUAAGAAAUAAGGCGAUAUAUAGAUAUUGAUGUAACCUAACAAAUUCUGUAUUUUCAAAGCUAUUGCUGUUGUGUCUAGUGGUUAAAAAAAUCUGCUGAAAAGUUAAAUUUUGCAUGAAAGUAGUGUGCUUGGGAUAAAAAUGUCAGUGGCUGCUAUGAGCAACACAGGUUGUUUUUGACUAUGCAGUAGAAUUGCAUUACAAUUAUUAUGUUUGGUGUCUUAUGUCCUUUCUUUCAGCCUGAGAAUAGGUGGAGUAAACUAUAUACUAGAAAUUAGACUGGGAUGAUCAUCCAGUCAUCAGGUUAGGUCAUUCAGUCUGUCUCUCUGUAGAACAGAACUGUUUCUUCCUAUAGUUCUUUGCUAGUGUAUUGUUUAUUUAGUUUUCAGUGUUCCAAGCAAUGCAGCCUGUGCUACCUCUGUUUUGAGGCUUUGAGAUGAAACUGUUGAGAUGAAACAAGGACUAUCUAAAGGGUAAAUGCUGUCAUCCCCAAUACUAAGUGGUUAAGGAGAUUCAUAAUACUUCAAGUGAACACACACAUUAUAGCAAGACAUAAUACUGAGAAAAUUUCUACUUUAAGGAUGACUCUUGUGGAGACUUAAGAACGGCUCAUAGUGGAAGAGCUUAUAGUGGAAGAAAUAGAUAUUGUAUUUUGUACAUGAAGGAGCCAGUCCCAAUAUCAGUUCCAUCCUGCAAGUCACCAUCAUUUUCAAAAAUGGUGACACCUCUGAAAUUUUCCAGUUCCCAGUACCUCUGAAGGAAAUUACGAAAUUUUAUUCAACAGUGACAAGGGUACAAAUCAGAACUGACUGUAUGGCAUAAUGGACACAGUCUGUCUACAACACAAGGAAAGUCUUUUUUGCAAUCUCCUUUGUUGCACUACACCUUGCUCCAAAAGUUUCCAUAACAUUUACCCAUAUAUAGUGAGAGAAAUGGCAUCCUUUAAAGAGGAAAGAUUUUUUAAGCAACUUUUUUAUAUUUCUGUAAAAGUAUUAAUAGCACUUUGAAUUCUUUGUCAUUAAGUAGCUUUGCAAGUACUAGUCAACAUCAGGUGCAUGGAAAUAUAAGUUAUCUUCAGGCACUCUCUUUUGGUCCAGCGAAACCACAUGUGGUACAGAUGUGGCUGAAGUCAACACCCCUGGUGGCUGUGGCUGCUGGGACUGGCUUGUACUGGCCUAGUUAUGAGCUAAGACUGACCAUUGGCUGAGAUUAGAGAGGGCUUUUGGUGCCGAAGCUGAGCUGUCUGUGCCUUCCUGAUGUCUGUGUUAGACUGACAGGAGCCCUGCAGCACUGACCAAGUGAGUGGGUAAGCAAGGGGCUGCCUUCAGCAGAAGGCUUUUGGAAUGGAGCUGGUGACCUCCAUGUGGUGGGAACAAACAAAAAGCUUCAGAAAAGGUCCUGAGAAAACAAAGUUAACAUCAGCAGGAGUCAUGAGGUGUGUAAGUACUAAAGAAAAAUGUUUAUGAAGGAAUGAGAAAGAUAUGUACGCAAAGUUCAAAUUCAGUUCUAGCCUUUCUAUCAAAAUUCUGAGUGAGAUACUCUGGAAUAUUUGAGACAAUUUUCAUGUUAAAUCUACUGAACACUUUAGCAGGACAUUGCAGUGGUGACAUUAGCCAGUUGCACAUUUCAGGGAUUGUAUAAGUCAUCGUGAAUGUACCAUUGCUCUCAGUGAAAUUGUUUGCAUAACGUAUUAAGUUAUCAUACCAUCAGGAUGUUCUCCUACAGAUAGAUAAAUCCUCCAUGUCAACAAUCACAGUACAAGUGAUUAACAUUUUUUUAGCCCCAGUGUCCACGGGGGAAAAUUUUGUCAGUGAAAGAUUAGCAGUGUACUAAUGCAAAAAUAUGUUCUCUAAGGCCACGUGAUUGAUUUUGUAACACACCAUACUGGGCCUCUUAUUUUGUAUGUGCAUCAGCAUAUGGUUACUUAUGAAAGGAAAGCAGAGGUCUUUAUAAAAACUCUUUCAUCAGCUUUGUUCUGUCACUAUCCAGAGCUUUUCCUGUGUACAGUAACUAUGUACAAACUAGUUGUUAGAGUGGGUUUAUUUUAUAUUACAUCAGACCAGUCAUUCAGUAAACUGUGUUUGAUUUUUAGCAAAUGAAUGUGUCUCUCUGGGGGCACAUGCUGCAGUUAAAGACAAAAUUUAUGAGGUAGUAACAGUUCAUGCUAGCUGCAUUGUUAUUGCUGAAAUGAAGCAUUGGCUCUUACUGGAAUUAAAUGGACUAUUUUUGUUGGUUUUGAAAUUUGUUAAUCAAGAAUGUUCUGUAAAUAUUUAUGGACUCUCUGCUCAGUAAAUGUAUUAGAAUACCCAGUGAUGGAUGCAACAAUGUUGGUUCAAUGUAAUUGUGAAAUAUGUGCACAAAUUAUGCUGCUAGCACCUAACCAUGUGAGAGAUUACACGGCCACACAGGAGUACAUUGUAAAUAUCAAGAAUUAUAUGAAGAAGUGUGCGUUACUUUAUUGUUAUGUAGGAUGCUUAUUCUUAAAAAAAAAUCAAAACCUCAAAAGGACAAAUGUGGUCCUCAUCAGAGUAUCUGUUAGUACUUGGUUGUACUUUGUACCUUUUUAAAAAGUGUUGUGGGACUUCUGCAAUGUAGGACAAUCUUGUUAUCUUGUUAUCUGUCCUUUUAAUGACAUUUUUACUGAUUCUGUAAUUGAUUAUUGUCAUGGACUAACGAAAUGCUUUUUGUAAAACUACAUUUUGGUUUCACAUAAUUUCAUAUACAUACAUCUAUAUAGAUAUGUAUGUAUUGUCAAUAUAGAUGCAUAAAUACACAUCCCUAACUAAGCUUUUCAGAGACCCAGUGCCUUUUAUAUUUUAAAGUAUUGAAUUUUCCCACAAAACAGGGAUAUGAUUUUGAUCUCUUCCUUUUCAUAUAUGCCAGCACCCCUACGUAUUCCAGAUCCCCAUAAUUUAUCAACCAACAUUAAUUUUUUGCAAAUAUGAUUUAUGUGUGUAGAUAAAUGUAAUGCUCCUGCAGCUGCUGGGUAGUCAGUGACUUCUCUGUUUUGAAACACAGGCUAAACCUUAACUGUAGAAAAUGAUACGGUGUCUUUUCACUUCACUACUUGGCUUCACCACCAGCAAGUCAGUAAGAGGCCAGUCUGUUUCUUAUGUGGUCUCCCCCAAAUCUCCAUUACUGCCUUUUGAGCUCCGUAAGAAAUAUUCUUACACAAACAUUUGACUAUUGAGUGUCAUAAAAUCUUGAGCUUUAAUAAGCUUCUUGUUUAUGAUUUUAUUAAUAGUUACCCCAUAAGCAGUUAAAGCAGUUUAAAAUUGAUAACAUCAUGUUGUAAAACAGGAGAUAAUCUGUGUUUACUAGGGGUUUCAGAAAGAGAUGGUGUUAGAAUUGUUUUUUCCAUCUUGGUAAAUGUGUUUUUUUACAACUAAGGAAUUCAGUCUUUGUUGCACUCUGUAAAAACACUGCCUUUUACUCAGUAUUUUUGCCAUUGGUCACUAAACGUCACUAGUUUUUUCAUAUGUCUGCUGAUACACUGAAGUCAGUCCUCCUCAAAUAAACCAAACAUUUCAAAUCCUUCAGAAGUUUUCUUCUCAGCAGGUCCUCCUCCAGACCCUGGUUGCUGAUGGCUUCUGUUUCAGUGGACCUCUUAAGCUGGGGAGGCUUUUACUGAAUUCCUGGCUAACAUGCCGAGAUAGAAGCUGAAAUAUCUUUUAAUCCUUACAUGCAGCAGCAGCCUAGACGUAGUGGAGGUCAG